UUGCUCUCUGUCCUUCGCCCUUCACCCUUCUGUCCUUCGCCCUUCCCCCUUCUGUCCCUCGCCCUUUGCUCUCUGUCCUUCGCCCUUCCCCCUUCUGUCCUUCGCCCUUUGCUCUCUGUCCUUCGCCCUUCCCUCUUCUUUCCUUCGCCCUUUGCUCUCUGUCCUUCGCCCUUCCCCCUUCUGUCCUUCGCCCUUUGCUCUCAGUCCUUCGCCCUUCCCCCUUCUGUCCGUCGUCGCCCUUGCUCUCUGUCCUUCGCCCUUCCCCCUUCUGUCCUUCGCCCAUUCCUCUCUGUCCUUCGCCCUUUGCGCUCUGUCCUUCGCCCUUCUCUCUCUGCCUGAGUCGCCCUUGCUCUCUGUCGUUCGCCCUUCGCUCUCUGUCCUUCGCGCUUUGCUCUCUGUCCUUCGCCCUGCCCCCCUCUGUCCUUCGCCCUCCUUCGCCCUUCCCCCUUCUGUCCUUCGCCCAUUCCUCUCUGUCCUUCGCCCUUUGCGCUCUGUCCUUCGCUUCGCCCUUCUCUCUCUGCCUGAGUCGCCCUUGCUCUCUGUCGUUCGCCUUCGCUCUCUGACCUUCGCCCUUCGCUCUCUCCCCCUGGCCUUCGCUCUCCCUUGCCAUGCGGCCAUCGGUCGUGCCCGCCGCACGCCGGCGGCUCGUGUCAGUGACAGCAUGAUCGCACAUGGCGGGACAUCGUGA
Closterium sp. Naga37s-1 is the source of this 688-nucleotide messenger RNA. The record is from the annotation of a GenBank genome assembly. Lineage: Eukaryota; Viridiplantae; Streptophyta; Zygnematophyceae; Desmidiales; Closteriaceae.